Molecule: messenger RNA, 1230 nt
Organism: Sporothrix brasiliensis 5110
Lineage: Eukaryota; Fungi; Ascomycota; Sordariomycetes; Ophiostomatales; Ophiostomataceae
Exons: 1
Coding region: 1-1230 (409 amino acids)
Molecular function (GO): carbon-sulfur lyase activity
Source: RefSeq, a predicted model, not a curated record
AUGACAAUCCAACUCGAUAUCUCAUGUCUCUGCAGUGCCAUCACCGAAACACUGAUGGCACGCUCACCCAACGCAGACGGUUCCCAAAACACACCGAGCCCAAUUCCCAUUACCCUCUGCCACUGCAGUAUCUGUCGCCAAACGAGCGGCGUCCUCUGCACGUCCUAUUGUCCCAUAGAGGCACCACUCGAAAAAGUGCGGACUGCCUUGCUGACUGCGUACACCUCAUCGCCGGGCACAAAACGCUACUUUUGCCGUACGUGCGGCUGCCACAUCUUCCGGCGUCGACAGAAGACGACGACGACAGCAGACGAUGCCAACACAGGUUGGGAGGUGGCCACGGGCGUCAUUGCCAACGAGUGGAGCGACCAUGCUGCUGCCAGCGACGGCGACAACCACCCCGUCCUCGAGUACGUCCGCCACGACCAUGUGGACGACACCCAUGACGGAGGGCUGGCCAAAUGGUUGCCGACAGUAGGCGGCAAGCCCAUGGGGGGAUACCCUGGCGCAACGCGCCCUGUCGCAGUCGACCCCGAGCACAACGUCGACCCAUCCACCCGCACCGUCUCUGCCGCCUGCCACUGCGGCGCCGUCCAGUUCGAGGUCCGCCCGCCCGACAUGGACCCUGCCGCCAGUCGUGAACCGCACUCGGGGUUUUCUGACCUGCUCCUGCCGUUUGCCACGACCGACCCUGCCAUCACGGCCAAUCCGGGCGACGUAAAAUGGUGGCUGCGGCCGGCCAAGGACGAUCACUCGCAGACCAGCCGUUGGCUGGCUGGGACCUGUGCGUGCCGAUCGUGCCGGCUGGCGACGGGGUUUGAGAUCCAGACAUGGGCGUUUGUGCCCCGGGCGUGCAUUGUUCUGCAGCCUGGUGGGCAGGUCCUGGCGUUUGGAAACGACAACAACAAAGGAAAAGGAAACACGCCUCCUGCACUUGCUGCCUACCAGUCCAUGCCCGGUGUGGAGCGCAACUUUUGCAAUCGCUGUGGCGCGACUGUCUUUUGGCACGACAUUUGGCGGCCCGACCUUAUUGACAUCAGCGUGGGACUUUUUCGGCCCAAAACAGACGGCAGCACCAAUCGCGGGUCCCGCAUCGAAGAUCUUUUGGAUUGGUGCACCACCCGUGUGAGCUUUGUGGAAGAGGCCUCACGGAAUCGGCACGGCCAGACUGCACUUCGAGGGGCGAGUUUGAUGGACAGUCUGGAAGAAGGGAUGAAAAAAUCAUGCUGA